Molecule: messenger RNA, 4165 nt
Organism: Cinclus cinclus
Lineage: Eukaryota; Metazoa; Chordata; Aves; Passeriformes; Cinclidae
Gene: ATF7IP
Product: activating transcription factor 7 interacting protein
Exons: 15
Coding region: 39-3350 (1103 amino acids)
Biological process (GO): regulation of DNA-templated transcription
Cellular component (GO): nucleus; transcription regulator complex
Molecular function (GO): protein binding; transcription coregulator activity
Source: RefSeq, a predicted model, not a curated record
CGCGUUGGCGGCGGUGGCGGCGCGGGCACAGGGCUAAGAUGGAUAGCACAGAGGAACCUCAGAAAAAAGUCUUUAAAGCACGAAAAACAAUGAGAGUAAGUGAUCGGCAACAACUUGAAGCUGUCUAUAAGGUUAAAGAGGAGCUGUUGAAGACAACUGAAGUGAAACUGUUAAAUGGAAAACAUGAGAAUGGAGAUUCUGAUAUAAAUUCACUUUUAAGCAAUACAGACUGUACGGAGGACAAGAAAGAAAUUAAUGGCAUGGUUGACUUGUGUGUUAACUCUGAAGAAGGAAGAACAGCUUGUGAUGAAAUUAGUGAGACCAAAAGCCCUGAAAGUAGGGCAGGAAACGUAGUCAAUGAUGUAGAAUCCAAACCUCUAAUGACAUCUUCAGAAAACAUUACUCCUGAGCAAGCUGAAGGUACUGACGUUGCAGUAAAAUGUGAGGCUGAAAAUGGAGUUGGUAGCAGUAAAGAUAACUUCAAUGAAGCAAAUAAUAAAAAUGAUAAUUUGGACCAAAGAGAGAAUGAUAUCCCAGCAGAAGGUGAAAGUAAAUCAGUCUCUGAUAUUAGUGACUCUUCUGAAGAGAAGGUAGAAACAAAUGAUUUACCUGUGAAUUCCAGCUUGUCUGGUGAGGGAAAGAGGACUGAAGAAGUCACUGUUGAAGAGGUUGUUGGAGAAGCAGCCAUCUCUAGCAGUAUGGAAGCUGACCAGGAAAAACAAGAAGGCAGUGCAGGACUUUCAGAAACCACUGUUUCAAAGACAACAGAUGAGCCAAGUGAAACUAUCUUAGACAAUACUGAGUGUAUGGAAACAGAUGACAUUAUUCCAAUUUUGGAAAAACUAGCACCUGCUGAAGAUGAUCUGAGCUGUUUUUCUAAAAGUUCUCUACUUCCAGUGGAUGACACAGUCCCAGACUUAGAAGAGAAAAUAGACAACUGUUUAGGUUCACCAUCCAAGCAGGAAAGCACUGAAAGUCUGCCAAAAGAGGCUUUCUUAGUACUGUCUGAUGAAGAGGAUCCCUGUGAUGAGAAGGAGGAACAUGCUGAAGUGAUACUACCAAACAAGUCAAGUCUUCCAGAAGAGGUGGAGAGGGACAGAAAAAAGGAGUGUGAAGAUAAAGGAGAAGAGGUCCACAAGGAAGAAGAGAAACAAAUAGAGAAAAGUGAAGCAACAAAGAGAAAGCGUUCCAAAUCUGAGGACAUGGACAAUGUUCAUUCUAAACAUCGUCGGUACAUGGGAGAAGAUUAUGAAGCAGAACUCCAAGUAAAAAUUACAGCCAGAAAGGAUGUUGACCUAAAAUUGCAAAAGAUUAUCCAGAGACUGUUAGAAGAAAAACUUAACGCUUUACAAUGUGCGGUAUUCGACAAGACUCUGGCAGACUUGAAAACCCGAAUGGAGAAAGUAGAAUGCAACAAGAGGCAUAAAACUGUGCUUACUGAAAUGCAGACUAAAAUUGCAAGAUUGACAAAGCGGGUUGGAGCAGCCAAGGAGGACUUGAAGAAGAGACAGGAAAAUGUGGCAAAUGCACCUGUAUCUCCAGGGAAAGCAGCACCUGACACUGCAAGUGUCAACAAUGCCACUUAUCGAAAUGCUGGCACAGUGAGGCAAAUGCUGGAGUCAAAGAGGAAUGUAGGAGAGAGCACACCAGCAACUUUUCAAGCUCCUGUGACUCCAGUGCCUGCUUCCAGUCUUGCUGCUUCUCCAGCAGUUGUCAGUGGACAUCCUAAGCUUCAGACUCCAGUGUCCUCCACCAGCUCUUUGACAACAGCAGUGCUUCCCCCAGCUAACACAGCUACAGUCGUAGGCACUAACCAAGUGCCCACUGGCAGCACUCAGUCCGUGUCUGUCUCGUUGCAGUCUUUGCCUGUAAUCCUGCAUGUACCUGUGGCAGUGUCGUCCCAGACUCAGCUUCUGCAAGGCCACACGGGGACUUUGGUCUCUAACCAGCAGUCAGGCAACGUUGAAUUUAUAUCUGUACAAAACUCGUCUACGGUUGGUAGUCUUACCAAAACUACAGUGUCUUUGGCAUCAACUAACACAACUAAACCAAAUAACAUCCCACAUGUGCCCAGUCCUGGUAUUCAAAGGAACUCUGCAGCCAGUGCUGGGUCGAUAGGCACAACGUUGGCAGUACAGGCUGUUCCUACUACACAUCCUGUUGCCCAGACCACAAGGACUUCUUUGCCCACAGUGGGUACUCCAGGACUUUAUAAUGCGACCACCAGUCGACCGCCCCUACAGAUGAAGAUUCCUCUCUCUACAUUUAAUAGUACAGCUCCUACUGAAGCACCCACUAUUGCAGCACCCAAGAUUGAAAACCAGACAAGCAGGCCACCAACAGAUACUUCGGCAAACAAGCGACCUGCUGAGGGAACAACACAGAGCGGGAAGUUCACAGGAAGUGAAUCAGGAGGUGUCAUUGAUCUUACACUGGAUGAAGACGACAGCUGUUCUCAAGAUGGCAAGAAGCAGAAGCAGAAUCAGAGUCAGGCACCAGUGACAGGACUGAGCAUACCCACCCAGCCCUUGACUCGACCCCUGCAGCCCUUACCACCUUUGCAGCCAAGCUCUAUGCAGCAGCCAGGUGUGCCAACAAGUGGCCCUUCCCAGACCACCCUCCAUGUAUUACCCACAGCUUCAACAACAGUGAAUGUAACUCAUCGGCCUGUGGCUCCAGCUGUUCCCAAGCUUCCUAUCCCAAGAACCCCUUCUAGCCAUCAGGUGGUCUAUACCACUAUUCCUGCACCACCAGCUCAGAAUCCUGUCAGAGGAGCUGUCAUGACCAGCCCAGGCUUAAGGCCAGUCACCCCACAGAAUGGAGGUGUGACCGUGCGGAUGCCUCAGACGACCUACGUGGUGAACAACGGGCUGGCCCUGGGCUCUGGAGCUCCUCAGCUCACGGUGCACCAUCGACCGCCACAAGCGCACACUGAUCCACCGCGCCCAGUACAUCCGGCCCCACUUCCAGAGGCACCACAGCCACCACGGCUGCCCCCCGAAGCUGCCAACACUUCUCCACCUCAAAAGCCACAGCUGAAGCUGGCCCGGGUACAGAGCCAGAACGGGAUUGUGCUGUCAUGGAGCGUGAUGGAGGUGGACAGGAGCUGUGCCACUGUGGACAGUUACCACCUGUAUGCCUACCACGAGGACCCCAGUGCCACCAUGCCCUCGCAGUGGAAGAAGAUCGGGGAGGUGAAGGCGCUGCCGCUGCCCAUGGCGUGCACUCUGACACAGUUUGUGUCUGGCAGCAAAUACUACUUUGCAGUCCGGGCUAAGGAUGUCUAUGGACGCUUUGGACCCUUCUGUGACCCCCAGUCCACAGAUGUGAUUUCCUCCCAGAGCAGUUAAACUAGAGAUCUUUGGACCCUUUAAACCUGUCCUCCUAUCAAGAAUUACCCCAGUUUUGGGAGGAGUUGAUCCCAUGCAUGUAAUUCACCUUUAAAUCCACUCUGCAGGAUUAUUUUAGACAGUUGUGUGAUACACUACAUGCACUCAGAACCAAAAGAAAAAUAAAGUCUGACCUGCAGCAAGAGCGCCUGUUUCUUCUAAAUAGUUCAUGUCAUAGGCCAUUUGAAAAUUUUGUUUUUCCUUCCAUAACAGGUGUUCUACCUAGAUCCCUACUAUCCUUUAUCCAAUAGCAUCCCGAAUGCCUGGGACUCUGCUUCAGAGUGGAAACAAAAUGGUAAAUUGCAGUUUGUCUCGAGCAAAACAUAUGCAUCUGUAAUGUCUAUUGAGACACCAACGCAAGGGCAAGAAUGAUCUGCCUCUUGCCCCCAGCAUCCUGUGAGUGGGCUGUGACAUGAAGGGUGAUUCAAGGUCUUGCUUUUUGUACUGGAGGCUUGAGUGGUCUGGUCUUAAUAAGCUCUCUGAGGGAAAGGAAGGGAACUUGAGUCUGGCCAAGAGCUCAUGUAAAUUUGGAGGUGGUGGAAAAAAAAAAAAUCACCCUGCAACCUCCUACCUCUUUUAAGAAUGCUCCUCUAUUGUCACCAUCCUCCCCUAUUCACCCUGGGAAUAUUCCCCAAUCAGAUCUGAAACUGGAUUGUAAAGACUACAUUCACACCUGUCUAGUUCAGACAAUUUCUCUGCCCCUCCCCUCAUACAUCCCGCCCUAUUUUUUAGAUUUAUUUUGUGCCUUAAAGAAUAAUUUCAGAAAUAAAAUGUAG